AAUUUUUAGAGAGAGACACGCGCGAACUGCACACACCAUGUUAUCCUUCCAUCAUGGGGCGGAGUCAACUGAAAAUCGGGCGAAAUGUGCAUUUCUGUGCAUUUCUUGCCGAGCUCUGCUUUAGCGUGUUCGUAAUAGAGUGAAAAAGCGUGGUUAGGAUUGCUCACGCAAUCCUCUUGAAGUUUUACCUUAUUAUUUCUUGGCAUUCCCAUUUAUAAUUUCGUAUUCCUUAAUCCCUAAAAUGCCGUAAAACAUAAAAUCGUCUCUGCCCUACUAGUUCACUAGGGAUGGGUGCCAUAUCAAUUGGAAGAAGAAAGUUCAUUUUCUAUUGAUAUUACAAUUUUUUGUUAUAUAUUCCAUUAAGGAAAAAUUAAUUUAUAAGUAUCGCAAGGUUAUACAAAGCGAAAACUUUAAAAAAUGAGUUAUAAUACAUGCCUCACGGAAGAAUGUCCAUUGACGAAAGAGAGAAGUUACAAAUACAGACUCUGUGCAUACUGUGGCAAUGGACUGAAAUUCAUCAUUGUCUGCUUUGUUGCACUGACUAUUGCCAUCACUACAAUGCUAGUGUUACAAAUUCUUUAUACUGAAAAUAUACCACAGAGCAACCUUCAUGGCGUUCAUGGAGCAGUCGCCACGGAUUAUUCCAAUUGUUCCCAAAUCGGUAUCAAGAUACUAGCAAGAUUAGGUAACGCGGUCGAUGCUGCGAUAGCAGCGACUAUUUGUAUGACUGUGGUUGCGCCUCAUAAAACUAGUCUCGGCGGAGGUGGUUACAUAAUGAUACAUAAUUAUAAAAAUUAUACUCAUCCGAUUGUCAUCGAUUUUGCAAAAAAUACAGCCACAGGUUUCUUUGCCGAGGUUGAAAUACGUUUACCAGCUCUAUUAAAAGGAUUAGAAUUUGCUCAAAGAUCGUACGGCAAUCUGCCAUGGCGAGAUGUCAUAGAACCUAUCAUCGAAUUGGCUCGAGAAGGAUUUGUUAUAUCUAAGGAUCUUGCGGACGAAGUGUCGAAGAAUACAGAUUACGAGAUUUUUUACGCUGGUCCUUUAAAUCCAGGAGAUAGAUUACAAUUACAGGAACUUACAAAUACGUUAAAUAUUGUAGCACGUGAUGGUGUAAAAGCAUUAUAUAACAGCACUUUAUUCUACGAAAUUAUACAAAAUACCACUCUUCAUGAAAAAUUGCUGGAACAAUUAGCGAAUUAUGAGCCUACCGUAACGAUGGCAAAAAGCUCAACAUUGCAUCAUCAUACAGUUUAUUAUCCGUCCCAUGCGUCUUUAAUGCAAGAGGUGAUUGAAGAAUUGGAAAAUCUUCCAGUUUCGACAAAAAAUGCAUCCACUUUAGAAUCUCAAGCUCUCGUUGCUCAGACAUUGAUGCACGUAUUUUCCCAAUUUUCUCAAAACGUGCAACAGGAAGUAAAAAGAGCAACUUACACUGGAGUCAUGGCAGUGGAUUGGCAAGAUACUUACGUUAGCAUCUUAUCUGGUCUAAGUUCACCUUUCGGCCGUGGAAAUAGAAUCGCUGGAUUUUUCUUAGACAAUAUCGACAACAAUAAUUUGUCCACGUUGAUUCCUAUUAUUUUUCUUAAUGACAAAGGAAUAUGUGGAUUACAUGGAGUGUUCGGUUCGAAUGAUGUUUUCCUCAAUGGCCAAAUCCUCUACAAUCUUAUUGUACGCGGAUUAAACAUUUCUGCCGUAAUAGAAUAUCCCAGGUACUAUUUUGCCUCCUACGGUAUGUUGAUUGAAAAUAAUCAAAGGCAUUCAAUGGAAGCUGCAUUGCAAGCUCGAUUGUAUUCUAUGAUAUCAUCAUUAUCCUAUGACAACAGCUUCUUCAUGACAAGCGUGAAUGCAAUUGUUAAAAGGAAAGAUUUGUUGUCGAGUCAUUCAGACAGUCGUGGAAAUGGAAUUGCAUCACGAUUUUAAGCCGUUAUGCGUCUCGUUAAAAACAUGUACAUAAAAAAAAUCGACGAAUCUCUAAGAAUCUUGGAGAUUAUACAUAAUAGGAGUAUAAAUAAGUUUCCGCCGUUUUUUAUUAAAAAUUGGGCAUUUAUUGUGAAAGAACGGUACCUAAUGUUUUAUUCGAAGUAUUGUCCAUCGCUAGCCACUACUUUUUCCCAUCUUUCUGG
Messenger RNA from Solenopsis invicta (red fire ant), 2120 nucleotides. Its product is annotated as glutathione hydrolase 7. Lineage: Eukaryota; Metazoa; Arthropoda; Insecta; Hymenoptera; Formicidae. Gene Ontology annotation, biological process: glutathione catabolic process. Gene Ontology annotation, cellular component: plasma membrane. The record is from RefSeq and is a predicted model, not a curated record. The coding region runs from base 418 to 1917 and encodes 499 amino acids. The transcript is spliced from 9 exons. Gene Ontology annotation, molecular function: glutathione gamma-glutamate hydrolase.